AUGAUCAUACAUGAGAACUAUAACUCUGAAACGUAUGAAAAUGAUAUUGCUUUGUUGGAGAUGACAUCGAAAAAUCCAGGGACUCCAUGUUCUCCACCUGAUACUGUGCCACUAUGCAUUCCCUGGUCACAAUAUAUGUUCAGAGGCGGUCAACAGUGUAAAGUAUCUGGCUGGGGACGUGGUGAAGAUUUAUGUUUUGCUGAACUGUACAGAGGAGCUGAUAAGAGAGAGGAUAUUGAGCCAGAUGAAGACCAGAAGUCACUUGAAUGCCUUAAAGCAACCUGCAGAGGGAUAGAGACCAGACUGGCUGAGUGUGGGUUAAGGAGAAUGAGGUUGACAACUGGGAAGUUGGCUAAGGUGACAUGCAGUACAAAACAAAGAGUCUGUAACGCCAGAGAAUUCCGCUGUGUCAAUGGAAAAUGCAUCAGUUUAACGAAAACAUGUAAUGGAUUGAAUGACUGUGGUGAUUCAAGUGAUGAAUUAUGUUGCAAAGCCUGCAAAAAGAAAGCUUUCCAUUGUAACUCAGAUGUGUGUAUUCCAAGCAGCUACGUGUGUAAUAAUGAACUGGAUUGCCUAACAGGAGAAGACGAACACAAUUCAUCUAAAAAGCAAUAUGCUCUUCAGUGGGGUUAUGUUAAUCUAAUGGAUAACUGUUCAGAAAUCUACAAGAAUCGAUAUUUCAAAGGAAUGGAAUGUGCCGGUACAGAAGAUGGUUCUGUAGAUGCCUGUAAAGGCGAUUCAGGAGGACCUUUGGUUUGCUUUGACUCUAACAAUGUGGGAUAUCUUUGGGGUAUUGUGGGCAGACGUGAAACCUGUGGUGAAAGUGGACAGCCUGGUCUUUAUACAAAAGUGGCACUCUAUUUUGAAUGGAUUGCUCGACAUACUGGAAUAAAUCUCAUUUCUAAAUAUAAUUUGUGAUUGUUAGAAUGCAAAUAUUCUCUCCCUUUUACCUGCAUUAAUGAAACAAAGAUCAACUAUAGCUCAGUUCAACAAAUAUUAAGUACUUGAAGUUUAACUGAUUUAACUAUACAACAACAACAGUUCCUAUAUAAUUUGAAAUACUGUUUUGUUGUUUGUGCCAUUGAGUCGGUCUUGACUCUUGGCAGCUGCCUGGUCCCUGCAAUUUCAUUAAGAUUUCAGAAAUGAUUUGCCAUUCCCUCCUCAUGAUACACUAUUCUA
Messenger RNA from Thamnophis sirtalis, 1179 nucleotides. NCBI's taxonomy places the organism in Eukaryota, Metazoa, Chordata, Lepidosauria, Squamata, Natricidae. The record is from RefSeq and is a predicted model, not a curated record.